GCACAUAGCCUCGAGGGCUUGCACUACUGAUGUUUGAAGCUUGGCUGCUCGGGGGUUAAUAUGACCCUUUAACCACCUUGGAAAGUUGCGCUUCCGAGAGGAGGUGGAGUUGUUGACCAAAAGGCAGCCAACACCAGCAUUCGAGAGUUUAUUUGAGGUUGUAUGUUGCAAAUUUAAAACUGCGGUGUCUGUGGAUUUGCAUUGCAAAGGGUGGACGGGACAAAGUCACAAAUAUUUGUGCUCUGAACAGGCUUUUAUUUUUUAUUUAAACUUAAACUGAUAUUUUUUAAUUGCAGUAAUUUAAAGGGUUGCUUUUCAUCCGUCAAUAUUCGAACAUGGUGCUGUUCCAACGUUGUUUGAGACACCUUGUAAUUAGUCAGCGUGUUUCUAAGUUAAGUUAUGUUCCUGCGCGGACUCCAACCAAAUUCCAUCAAUGUCAGAACAGUAACUUUGGCUUCAGUUAUUACUGCACCACGGCAGGGAUUGCAGAUUUGAGGGAACGCACACUAAUUGCAGUGAAGCCAGAUGGAGUACAACGCCGUCUGGUGGGCCAGGUAGUCCAACGCUUUGAAAAGAGGGGCUUCAAAUUGGUGGGUCUGAAGAUGUUGAAGGCUCCAGAGGACCUGCUGUCUCAGCACUACCAAAACCUCCAGAAGAAGCCCUUCUUCCCUGAAGUGCUUUGCUACAUGUCUUCUGGCCCUGUGGUUGUCAUGGUGUGGGAGGGAUACAAUGUGGUACAAACAUGUCGCAUGAUGGUGGGGAAGACCAACCCAGCAGAGGCAGACCCUGGGACUGUACGAGGGGACUUUGGCAUCCAUGUUAGCCGCAAGAUGGGUGAUGAAAUUUGCAUGUGCAGUCUGAAAUCAGAACUUGGCUUAACAGAUCAGGAACGUGGUUCAUGCCAGUGACUCAGUAGAGGGAGCCCAAAGGGAGAUCCAGCUGUGGUUUGACUGCAAAGAGCUGAUGGACUGGGACUGCUGUGAUCACAACAAAAUAUACGAGCUAUGAGAGACAGGGAGCAGAGUGUGCUGCCUACCAGAAUUGCACCAUGGCAACACUAGGAUUACCUUUAAUUGUGUCAUUAUAGGUCACACUUGUGUUUCCACUACCCAGCAGUCCAAUGCAGAUAAAGCAGGGAAUCAGACUAAACCUGCAGCCUGGUCCCACAACUUCUUUUUUCUGUGGGACUAAUACUUUCGCCAUGAGAGUAUUGAACAAGACUCUGUUACUCCCUGCACGCUGCUAUCUAUACCAAGGACAACACCCACCUCUCUUCAUUCUCUGUUUCAGCAUUACCCCCCCCCCCCCCCCCCCCCCAAACAUCCGUGAAAUUAACUCUUAAUCCUUUAACCAUAAUUUCACCACAAUCAGUACAAUUCAGUACAAUUUACUUCAGAAUAAAUAAUUAAUCAGAACACUCAUUAGGUUUGUAUUAGGUUUUCCAAGUCAUGAAUGGGGGUUUCAAAAACAACAUUUUAAUGGCUUGAGUAAUUUGUGUCAGGUUUCAAAGUCUAUAGCCAUGGUUUCUAUGCAGUACACAUUUUUAUUUUGGCAAGGGCACAGAGGUUCAGUGCACCCAAUCAGGAUUGUUUCUUGAGCCUGUCAUACUGCUUACAGUGAAACAAAAGGAGACAAAUAUAUAAACAGUCAGGUUUUUCCUCUCACAGUUUUUCUCUUGUCAGGAAUAUGUUCACAAAUACUGUGUGACACUUGUUACUAAUAAGCCAUUUAAAGGUCUCUAUUUUCUGACUGUUACAGGUAUGUUGUCAUUACAAUGCAACUUCCUCCCUGCAGUUUUAUUGUGAUUUAUCUCUAAACACUACUGCUAGACCAUAUUAGUUGUGCUUGAAGAUCAAAAUAAAAAAGAGUACCACAAGCUACAAAAAAAGACAAUGGACCGAGAUGAACCCUUCACAAGAUAGCCUACAUUUUAAUCAGAUAAAAUUGCAUUCUAAUGUUUACAAUUCAUAUAAAGUGUUUAUGUGCUCUAGUUAUUUAAUAGGAUUAUUGUCAUCUUAAUUUAAUCUUCAGAUUAGAGAUUGAUUUUUCAGAUGUAAAUAAUGUGAAAUUGAUAAUGUUAGGUAAUAAUGGUGAAUAUACUCACAUCAAAAUCAUGUUGGGAUGAGUGAGCAACAUAAACAAUUCAGUGAACCCUGUGUACUAAAAAUCAAUAUACACCUUUUUUCAACAAGAACAUCUCAAUCCUCUGUAUAUCUUUGUCUGAUAAAACUGGUUUUGCCUGAUGAAGAUCUACAUAGGAUUGAAAGUUUGUUGUUGGAUAAAGGUAUAUCAGUGUAUGAGUUUCAGUGUGUGGACUUUACUGAAUUGUUUAAAUGGAUAAUGUUAUCCAUAAAUUACAUUGCCAAACAUCAAAAGAAUGUCAAAGAAAAUACACCUGAUAAACUUGAACAAAAGCAGUUAACUUUUCCUCUCUCGGUGUAAUUUUUGUCUGUAAAUAUUUACCUAAACAUCAUUUUGGACUUCUGCGGUUGUCAAGGACAUUGUCAUGGAAAAGUCGGAGUUCUGGAAAGUGGUGUAUAGAUAAAAAGAAAAACUGACAAGUUCACCCCAUCACCCUGGCCAUGCUGAAUAAACUGUGCCAAAUUAAGAACCAAUUCAGUAUAUAAUAUUGUAAAUAUUUGCCUUAAUUACGGCAAGGCUAUGUUGGAUUUGUUUUUAAUUAUAUAUUUCCACUGAAA
Anguilla anguilla (European eel) is the source of this 2699-nucleotide messenger RNA. RefSeq names its product nucleoside diphosphate kinase, mitochondrial-like. The transcript has 6 exons. Gene Ontology annotation, molecular function: nucleoside diphosphate kinase activity. Lineage: Eukaryota; Metazoa; Chordata; Actinopteri; Anguilliformes; Anguillidae. The record is from RefSeq and is a predicted model, not a curated record. The coding region runs from base 336 to 908 and encodes 190 amino acids. Gene Ontology annotation, biological process: UTP biosynthetic process; GTP biosynthetic process; CTP biosynthetic process.